CAGGGAAAAGAUGGCAGCCCUCGCGACGCUCACUCAGCUGUCAAGUGGGAACCCUGUAUUUGAGAACUUUUACAGACAGGUGGAUCCAGGAAACACAGGGAGGGUUGGACCCACAGAGGCAGCCUUAUUCUUGAAGAAAUCAGGCCUACCAGACAUCACUUUAGGAAAGAUCUGGGAUUUAGCUGAUCCAGAUGGCAAAGGUUUCUUGGAUAAACAGGGAUUUUAUGUUGCUCUGCGACUGGUAGCCUGCGCACAGAGUGGGCACGACAUCAGCCUGGCUAGUUUAAACUUCCCUGUUCCCCCUCCAAAAUUCACGGACCACAGUAGCCCAUCGCUGAGUUCUGUAACAACAUCAAAUGAAAGCCAUUGGGCAGUGCGGCCAGAAGAGAAGAGCAAAUUUGAUGGUAUUUUUGAAAGUCUUGCUCCAGUAAAUGGAUUAUUGUCUGGUGAGAAGGUCAAACCAGUCUUAAUAAACUCCAAACUUCCUGUGGACAUCCUUGGAAAGGUUUGGGAUUUGAGUGACAUCGACAAAGAUGGGCACUUGGACAAAGACGAGUUUGCAGUGGCUAUGCACCUAGUGUACCGCGCCCUGGAGAAGGAGCCAGUACCCUCCAUCUUGCCCUCCUCUCUCAUCCCUCCAUCCAAAAGGAAGAAGACCUCAGGCUCUUUGUCCAGCAUGGGGCCAGCGUUGCCAGGAAGCCCACCGCCACCAAAAGACAGUCUGCGCUCCACACCUUCUCACGGCAGCAUGAAUUCCUUGAACAGUGCUGGGAGUUUGUCCCCAAAACACACCCUCAAAUCCUCACAGUAUUCGGUAAACUGGGUGGUACCAGUCAUAGACAGAGGCCGCUAUGACGACAUCUUCCUCAAAACUGACACUGACCUUGACGGAUUCGUCAAUGGCCAUGAAGUUAAAGACAUUUUCAUGCAGUCUGGGCUUCAUCAGAAUUUCCUGGCACAUAUUUGGGCUUUGGCGGACACCAGGCAAAUUGGCAAACUCACACGGGAGCAGUUUUCCUUAGCCAUGCAUUUCAUUCAACAGAAAGUGAGCAAAGGUUUGGACCCUCCACAAGCUCUGACUCCAGACAUGAUACCGCCGUCUGAACGGGGCACUCCGGGACCAAGUCUAUCAGGGUACAUGACACCAGUGGGAUCUGAAAUGGCUGCACUGACAGAAAUGCGCCGGGACAGCUCCAGCUCUGUGGGUUCUGGCGAGUUCACCGGGAUUAAAGAACUGGACGACAUCAGUCAGGAAAUCGCUCAGCUGCAGAGAGAGAAAUACACAUUGGAACAAGACAUCAGAGAAACAGAAGAGACCAUUAGAAACAAAACCACAGAGGUUCAGGAGAUGCAGAACGAUCUGGACCGAGAGACGUGCAGCCUCCAGGAGCUUGAGGAACAGAAGCAGGAUGCUCAGGACCGGCUGGAGGAGAUGGAUCAGCAGAAGGCAAAACUAGAAGACAUGCUCAACGACGUCAGACAGAAAUGCCAAGAAGAGUCGCAAAUGAUCACCUCCCUUCAGAACCAGAUCCACUCUCAGGAGUCAGACCUGCAGUGUCAGGAAGAGGAGUUGGGCAGAGCAAAAGCGGACCUGAACCGCCUGCAACAGGAAGAGGCUCAGUUAGAACAGAGUCUACAGGCGGGCAGGUUUCAGCUGGAAACCAUCAUAAAGUCCCUCAAAGCCACACAAGAUGAAAUCAACCAGGCUCGGAGCAAACUCUCCCAGAUCCAGGACAGUCAACAUGAGAUCAGUAAGAAUAUCGAGCAGUACAGCAGCACUCUGAACGGAACCCACGGGGGCAGCAUGACCAACCUGGCCGAUAUGAGUGAAGGCUACGCAGAGAAAGAAAAUGGUGGCUUCAGGGCUAUGGAGGAUCCUUUUAAGGUGAAGUCCACAGUGUUCAACAGCGCACCUCAGGAGAUACACACAGACCCCUUCCAGUCUGAGGACCCAUUUAAAACAGAUCCAUUCAAAGGUGACCCUUUCCAGAAUGACCCUUUCUCAAAGCAGACCAACACAGUUGCAGAUCCUUUCGGUGGAGACCCUUUCAAGGAGACCGACCCAUUUAUGACCUCUUCUGAAGAUUUCUUCAAGAAGCCCUCAAAGCCAGACCCCUUCAGCAACACCGAUCCAUUUAGUAAAAGUGCCACUCUUCCCUCAAAGAGUCAUCACUUCUCAAGCAAUGACCCUUUCAGCUCCACCAGCCCCAAACCGAAAGGCCAAGAUUUCUUCGGUACAUUGGACCUUUUCGGAAGCAGUUCGUUUGGCAGCAACAGCGGAUUUGCCGACUUCAGCCAAAUGUCAAAGGGCUUUGUAGAUGACCCCUUCAGCCGAAAACAAGACAUGCCAGCUCUACCGCCCAAGAAAAGCAUACCACCUCGGCCGAAACCAUCUAGUGGUAAAAGCACUCCAGUAAACGUGCCCGGAUCUGUGGAUUCAACCAAGACAAGCGAUCCAUUCCAACCAUUCAGCGCUGACCCCGUCGACCCUUUUCAGAGUAAAAAAGGGGUGGGAGACCCGUUUAGUGGCAAAGACCUGUUUGCUCCACCUGCCUCAAGUAAAGCCUCUAAAGACUCUUCAUUGGGUUUUGCAGACUUCAGCUCUUUUGGGAAUGAAGCCCAGCAGAUGGAGUGGGCAAAACGGGAAAGUGAGAGAGCGGAACGGGAGCGGCUGAAGAGACUCCGGCAACAAGAGCAGGAAGACCUAGAGCUGGCUAUUGCUCUUAGCAAGGCCGAGAUGUCCAACGCCUGACCCCUUCCACCAAUACCCUUCAGAUCCACCCCUCCGUACACUACAGCAAUGUGUGUGUGUGUCUGCGUUCGAAAGCUAAUGGGCCCCUCACACCGAUCUUUUUGCAUCCGUAUGCGCUAGUAGGACCUCUUUGACCGUUGCGCCAUGUUGCACUGUUUUUCCAGCGUCUCGCACAGGAGCGUCAUGUUUUUUAGUAUUCAUGUCAAGUUCAACUUUUGAAUCUCAAGAGACACCGACUUGCUUGUUUUAGUGCAAGAACACCUUUUGUCUGAACAGCCCCUAAGGGACUUCACAGGCAGUGCUUUGUUUAUAAAGGUACAUCGUAAGGAAAAUAGUUUCAGACAACCUUUCAAGGCGCCAUAAUGUCAUGUCUAACGAACUAAAACAAAUGCAAGUUAACUUUAGACAUAACCAAGUAAUAUACUUAUUUCUAGGUAGAAAUGGUGUCGAAAGUUGAAAAAAGGAAAAACUGGACAUUUCUAAACUAAUUUACAUUUUUAUUCUUUCAACCAAUUGCAGAAGUGCACACACAUGAUUUUGGGAUAUCGAAGGUAGCAAAGGAUGCAUCUAUGCUGCCUUUAAAAAUUUACUUGACAAAGGCAUCUCCAUAGACAGCAUGUUAUGCAAAUAUUGGAUUCGGACAUGUUUUCAUGCCUUCCUGCUUUCGGACGCAGCAAUCGUGUGUAUGUGUGUGAUGGACCAAGAUAAAAUAAAUGCAAGUGGGCAGGGUGCUGCAUAGUAUUUUUUAAUAUAAUAGGAUGGGCAGCCUUUGUUUUGUGAGUCAGCUAAUUUACUCUACAUGCACUGCAUUAACCUCUCAGAUGGAGUAAAUAUUUUAUUUAAAGUGUUUUAGAUUGUGUAUGUGUGUGUGAAUGUGCAUCAAUAGAGCCAUGGACAUUGAAGACCGUUAUUGGUCUCCGCAGGUCAUUGUCUCCACUGCGUCUCCCACUCACUCACUCACUCACUCACUCACUCACUCACUCACUCACUCACUCACUCACUCACUCACUCACUCACUCACUCACUCACUCACUCACUCACUCUAAUUGGUGGACUAAAAGGGAUUAGAAAACCAGAAUAAAGUUCUGGGUGAGUUUUAAAUAGGCUCAACCCUGCAUUACCAAGGCUGCAGUCCCCAUUGUCUCUGAGCCCUUGUGCAAGGCACUUAAUUCCAGGUUUCUUCAGUUGCGAUUGAAUUAAAUUCUAGAAAGCAUACUGUAAGUCGAUUGGGAUAAAGACUUUGGGCUAAAUGAUAAGUUACUGGCUCUAGCUGUAGUCAGUAUGGUACAAACUGGAAUUAUAGGAGCGCCUGGCAGACUAAACAUCUGUAAGAGACACUUGAGGUGACGUGAAGCUGAAUGAGGGAUCCUCUGUUAUCUGUCGGUGUUGUUUGAGAGAGCCAUUUGAUUUAGACUGGAACAAAAUGAAUAGGUUUGCUUUAAAGCAUGAUUCAGAGUGAGUUAGAGGAGAAUGAUCCACAUAAAGUAACUUGGACAAACUGCACUGAUUUUGAAUUUUUUUAUUAUUAUUAUUAUCCCCAGUGUUAUAAAAUAUCUAGCAAGAUCAAGAAGGUUGAGUCCACAAUGACCACGUUUAACUGCACUGCAAUACUCUAACAAUUAUCAAAAAUAAUUUAUAAAAGCGGCAACAUACGAAUCUGGGAUUUAUAGGAGAUUUGAAAUCAUCAGAUUAUUCUCUGCUUUUAACAUGUAAUGUAAGCGCAUAUAGGAUAAGCCUGUAAGAACAUAAGUAAAUGUGUUUACAUGCAACAUGAAAUUGGGGUAAUGGGCAAAUAUCUACCUGUGCUGUUUUUGCUUAAAGUGUUUAGGACCUUACCCCGAUAACAUGUAAACCUUUAAGGCAUUUACAUGUUGGUUUAUUAAGCAUAAUUAGUGUAAGAAUUGUGUAAAAGUGCUCAAUGUUGCAUAAACAACAACAACUAAUGCCUAGAUUAGGGAUGAGUUAUGAUCAGUAUUUUUGUUUGCUCUUAAGAUUCAUUGCUAUUUAGAUCAUCUCUUUUGUUGUUUGGAUUAUGUCUUUAUGCCGAUAAGCAAUUGUUGAUGAAUCAAUCCAUGGGCCUAAAAGCACAAUUCUGUUUUUGUGGAAGGUUCUAAUAUCGUUUUUGCAAAACAUUAACUUGUAAGUAGGCCCAGACAGAAUCUGUAAACUGGAGAGAAAGUUGUGUGCUAGAUUUAAAUAUGAUGAAAUAUGUUAAACCGAGUUGAAAUAAUGCACUUUUAUUGUUAGCUGAAAGCGCAAUCAAAUUAGCAAAAUAUAAAAAAUCCAAACACACAAGGGGUGAGGAAUUCUCGAAACUUGAAUGAUGGUCAAUGACGGUCAGUCCCAUCUUCGGAGCUUUCUGUGGCAUUCCAAACAGCUGUCUCUUGCUGGGUUUCUUUUCAACUAUUUUUAUGCCAAUUUAAAUUUUGUGCUUAAGAUAAACCUGAAUGGAAAGGCUUGAUAUGCGCAUAAACUUUUAAAAUUCACUUAAAAUUUGAUGACUAGGCAGAGGUGAUGAAAACGGUCUAUUCGUAAAAUGAUAAUGUAUUUUGACCAUUUGUGCAUGAAAGGUCCGACCUUGCCACACAAUUCUUUUAACUCACAGUUGGAUGUUAAAGUGGGUCCUCACUAUCCUCCAGAACAGUUUUGAGCACAGGUGCUCCCAGGUAUGGUGGCGUAUGGACAUAGCUGCUAUUUCAGCCCUCACCAUAUGAAUAUUAUGCUCAUUCUGCAGCAUCUCCUGGCAGUAUUUAAUAAAACGAUGUACAUUUGUUCCAAUACCACUAAUAAAACUCUACUCAAAGCAAGUUGGUCAUUCAGCUGCUCCAUCAUGACAAGGCUGAAUCCCUCAGAAUAACGCGCAUGAUAUAGUGGAUGAAAACGUCCAAUGAUUCGGAUUUUCUUCAGUUUCAUUUUUAAGAAAUGCGCUUAAUAAUGUGAAACAUUUGGAUGGAAACCCAGCUAUUGUCGUUUUGGGGUUUGCUAUUGGCAUAUCCAAAACCUUUAGUCAGUAUUGAAUUCAAUUCUUGUUUUUAUCGACUUUUUGUGGUACGAUUGUGGUUUAAUUAUUGUAAUAUUAUCAGGUUUUGAAACCCAUCUGCUGUUCUCAAAUGGUAGACGCUCUCUAACUGGUACUAUUAACACUUAUUAACACUUUUUUAAAUGAUCCCAUUCACUCCAACCUCAUUUGAACAGCUGUUUCUUUUUACUUUGAGUAUUUUAAAUGACUUCUGAGUGUGUUAUGUGAUGUGUGUCAAUUAUUCCUGUAAAGGCAAAAAGGUUCAUUAUAGCCUGUGUAAUGAUUGAUGUCUAGUGUCCAACAAUUUGGACAGAAAUAUUGUGUUAUAUUAAUAAGAACAACUGUGACAUAUCCAUGUACACUGCUAAUUUUCAGCGAUGUCAACAUUUUCUGUCAUGUUUUUGGUUUGUUCCACUUUUUCUUUUUUACGUCCAAUCAGCUUGUGCUGUUUUGACCUCAAAUAGCUGCUUGACACUCCGUCAUGUUAGUGUCACACUAAACAGUGUUACUUUAUCUUAUUUAAAGUAUGUAAAGUGUAUGUCUAUUGGGCCCAGCUCACACUGAGACUCUAGUGCCGUGUUUUUUUCACGUGAAUUUGAUUCCAGUACACUAAUCUUAAAUCAUAUGUGUCAUUUGAGCAUCGUAACAAGCUGUAACUACGUCUUACGGACUGGAAUCGAAAGGGUGAAGAAAGAGAUAUGGUUAUGGGACAACAUGAGGGUCCCAGAUAAGGAUGAAGGCCAUUGGGGCUGGCUUUUCUGCCUUUGUUGCCGUUCCAAAAAUGAAUAGAACUGUUGGAACUGAAAAACAAACCGUUUGGAUCCAUCUCUCAAACAUUUUGUCGUAGCUACUUUUAUGCUGUUUUUGCCCUGUAUACCUCCAUUGUGCAAUAGUUUGUAUAUUGUAUUUGUUGUAAUACCUGUAAAUUCAUUUCAAGUUUUAAUAUCCUGUUUUGUUAUCCAUGUAUUUUGUUUUUAUUUAAAAAAAAACAAUGAAAGUGAUUCUUUUUUUAGUUGCUGUCAUAAUUUAGGACGUAUGCACCACAAAACUCGAGCUGAAUGCGUUACUUUUUGGCCUGCUUUUAACACUCUCCUAUGUAGAUAAGAUAUUAACCUGAUUAAGAAAUGCAUAAAAAAUAUACAUAAACCAUGUAUUUUAUGUGUUAUAUUUGUCUGAUGAAACAUGAGUAGCUGCACAUUUUAAGGGUUUCAGACUGCAUUGAUAGUGACGAGUGAUGCUUGAAAUUCCUUUGGAAAUGCUCUUGCUCAGUAUGUUGUCCCUUUAAUAUUAAUAUUUCACAGAAUGUUUAAGAGUAAUAUUUCACAGAAUAAAGAAAAGAUAACAUUUCAGAUAUAGUUUUACAUCACCCUUAUAUUCAUUUAACUUGUGUAGCAUCUAAUACAGUGGCCCUAAAAAGUAUUUGAACACUAUUUGAAAAAAAUUGCAUUAAAUAUCAAAAUAUGAAACCAUUUGGCACUUAUUUUAAAGAAAGAAACCACAAGCACACUUUUCAAGCAAAACAUUUCACAAAAUGAUAUUUGUUAGGUUUUAAAUUAUAUCACAAUUAAUAUACUGUUUAAAAUUAAAGAAAUAAUCCGGGUUUAAUACAAGUUAAGCUCAUUCAACAGCAUUUGUGGCAUAAUGUUGACUACCACAAACAAUUAUUGAGGCACUUACAAUGGAAGUGAAUGGGACACAUUUUUGG
Xyrauchen texanus (razorback sucker) is the source of this 7476-nucleotide messenger RNA. RefSeq names its product epidermal growth factor receptor pathway substrate 15-like 1a (gene eps15l1a). Gene Ontology annotation, cellular component: plasma membrane; clathrin coat of coated pit; cytoplasm. Bases 11 to 2752 code for a protein of 913 amino acids. Gene Ontology annotation, biological process: endosomal transport; endocytosis. The transcript has 25 exons. The record is from RefSeq and is a predicted model, not a curated record. NCBI's taxonomy places the organism in Eukaryota, Metazoa, Chordata, Actinopteri, Cypriniformes, Catostomidae. Gene Ontology annotation, molecular function: calcium ion binding; cadherin binding.